Molecule: messenger RNA, 366 nt
Organism: Acanthoscelides obtectus
Lineage: Eukaryota; Metazoa; Arthropoda; Insecta; Coleoptera; Chrysomelidae
Source: the annotation of a GenBank genome assembly
UAUCAAUGUUUGGCUCUGAUGUGAUGUAACAUCUGCUUCGGAGAUGUCAUUAUUAUACAUGUACGCUGUGAGUUGUAUACUAUAGCUGGAAGGAUACGGCAGUGCAUAGAAAGAUAUGUCAACGACAGCUGCAAUAAACAGUUUCACCGAAAUAAUUAACGAGAGCUUUGAAAACAAAUUAUACAUGAAGACUGACUUCUUCGAUCUAACUAAAGCUCUUGAUUGCGUGCAGCAUGAGAUACUACUGUCGAAGCUCACACCACCUUAGAAAACCUAGAUAAUGAAUCGGCAGCAUGCAGGAGGGACAUUCAGAACUGAAUUUUGACGCAAAUGAUGACGACGCAAGAACAGUGCUGUUUCGAGAGG